This is a messenger RNA of Cladocopium goreaui, 988 nucleotides long. The record is from the annotation of a GenBank genome assembly. NCBI's taxonomy places the organism in Eukaryota, Dinophyceae, Suessiales, Symbiodiniaceae.
ACCUUUUGCCCUUGUUUCUAGCUGCGUUUUCUUCACAGAAUGCAAGAUGUGGCCGUUUCAGGCUGGACCAUACAGCCCCAACAGUGCCAGUGCAGCGCCACCCUUCGGAACGCUUCCUUUCACUCCCAGCGCCUUGCCCAAUGCUGAUUUGGCAGCACAAGCAUGUCAUCAGGCCCCACAACUGGAGUCCCUCGUUGCAGGUGUCAGCAGCCGAGUCCAGAAAUUGGAGCGCUCCAGGGGUCAAAUUUCGAAGGAUCUGGCUGACAUGCUCAGUGAAACAAAGCAGAUGCAGCAAAUCGCUGGCUGUGAAAGCAAGGCUUCAGAGGAGCCGGAGGAAACAGUCCCUACCAUGAGAAGGGGCAUUCGCAGCAAAACGGUUCCAGCGGGGAACCUGCCACAAGUUCCGGAAGGUGGCCCACUGCGAUCCUUCACGUCUGAGCGGCUGUGUCCCCCACCUGGCCUCGCAUUGCCGGUGCCGGAAAGUCUCUCCGUGAAGACAAAGGACAUCGACGGAGUUGCUGCUUGCAGGAUUGAGUGGCGGAUUGAUGGCAUCAAGACCAAGUUCAAGGAUUGCCUGGUAAGGCCACUGGUGUCCCCCCAGUUUGAGGCCGCUGGUCUUCCAGAAUUGCGACUACUGGUCUUUCCCAACCUGGGCGAUUUAGAUGGCCUCACCAUGCGAGAACAGAAGUCGAGAUACGAGGUCCGCUUUGCCGAGGGGCCUUUGAGUGGAUCUGUCAAGUUCAAGGUCGUCACUGAGACUGGUGGUCGUUUGGACAUCAAGUUCAACUUGUUCAUUGGCGACGUCGUUCAGGGGCCGCUGGCGCACAACUUUGCUGACCACGUCAUGGCUGGCUUUGAUUUCAGCAACAAUUGGUUGGAAUCUUCCGCCGUUGGAUCUCUGACAAUAGGUGUGGAGGUCAUUGAGGUGAACGGCGUAGGAGCCGAAGAGGCUGCCGAAGCUGCUCGCAGCAGGGCUUCCGGUUCUUAA